Molecule: messenger RNA, 3690 nt
Organism: Anneissia japonica
Lineage: Eukaryota; Metazoa; Echinodermata; Crinoidea; Comatulida; Comatulidae
Product: probable glutamate receptor
Exons: 7
Coding region: 750-2837 (695 amino acids)
Biological process (GO): synaptic transmission, glutamatergic; modulation of chemical synaptic transmission; monoatomic ion transport
Cellular component (GO): postsynaptic membrane; plasma membrane; AMPA glutamate receptor complex
Molecular function (GO): transmitter-gated monoatomic ion channel activity involved in regulation of postsynaptic membrane potential; AMPA glutamate receptor activity
Source: RefSeq, a predicted model, not a curated record
AAAAGUUGACAGUUUUGGCGGCAUUAGUUUGAUAGACUAUUUACAAUCGUUGAAAUGAAAUUUCUCUAGGCCUAUAUAUAAAAAAACGAAAAAAAAAGUGGUGCAGAAAAAAACUAAUUGUGCACAGUUACUGUACUUUAAACACAGAAAAACGUACGUGUCGUCAGUAUUAUGAAGUUUUUUGUUUACGACUGCUGUGUAAUUUUACUGGUUUACAAAUAGUUAUGUCAUGUAUGCUUGAAUAUGUAAAGUAAAUAAGUAUUCCGUAUUCUUAACUCUCCGCAAACUCGAAAAUAAAUCAUUGACCGAGGCACGUUUUAUCUACCACCAUACAGCGCAUGCGUGACAUGCAUUAUGCAGAGCAGUGCAGGGUUCUGGUUUCAUAAUUCUACUUUUUUACAAUAUGCGCUUUAUAAGUAGACAAUUAUUAUUAUUAUUAUUAUUAUUAUUAUUAUUAUUAUUAUUAUUAUUAUUAUUAUUAUUAUUGUUGUUGUUGUUGUUAUUUUAAUUAAAUAUAGGCUUCAUUUGUUCUAACCCACUUAACAAAUUACAAAUUUACAGGCUAAUUCUAUUCAGUUUUCAGAAAUUUGCAACCGUUUGUAAGAAAAGCUGCUGACCAGAAAUGGAGUGUGCAAUUUGUUAAUGUCAUCGACGAAGAUAUAGAAACUUGGACAGAUAUAAUAAAAGAAGGCUACAUCAAAAACAUUCUGAUCUACUGUGGCACAGAAGAGGUGCUGACAACCACAUUAAUGGAUGCUAUUGAUUUUGAAUUGAUGGAAACAGACUACCAUUGGAUCAUAGGAAAUCCAGACGUUUACUACAACGAAACACACACCGAAAGCCUUCAGGAUGUUGACGCCUACAUCACCAACUUCAGAAUGACCGUUGAUCCGAGCACAGUUUAUUCUACAUUUAACUUACCGUCUCACGAUGAAUGGACUUUAAAACAGAAACUUGUGUUUGAUACAGUUUUUGUUCUCAGAGAAGCAGUCAUAAGUUACAGUGACGAGAUGAAGCGCAAGUUUCCAGGAAGGUCACUGUAUUCAUUGAUACCCGGAGAUACAAUUAUGUUGGAUUGUGAAGAUGAUUGGACUGGGAUGCCUAAAAGUCCGCUCACCCGUCACCUUACACAAAACUUAAAUUUACAUGGUCUGACAGGGCACAUCACUUUCAACGAAAUCGGAAACCGUGUGGACUAUUCGAUAUCCAUUUACAGUGGUAAAGGUGGCAGCAUGGAUAUUAAGCGUGGUGAAUGGAUUCAAAAUCGAAGCCAUUGGGAGCAGUUAUAUAAUGAUGAAUUGGCUACAGAUGUUGUCCACCUUAGCAUUGAUCCAACGUGGACAGCAGGAAAUGAGAUAUUCGUCGUUGGCAGCGUCAUGGUCUCACCUUUCAUGAUGGAUGUUGAGCUGGACUAUAGCAGUACGUUGCUAGAGGAUAAUGAACGCUUUGAAGGGUACAUCCCGGAUCUUAUGAUGGAAAUUCGCAAAGUUUUAUUAAAUGAUGGACUGGAAUUUGAGUAUGAACUUGUCCCAUACGAUGAUGGACAAUACGGCUACAAGGACUUGGACAGUGAAGAAUGGUCAGGUGUGAUAGGAGCUGUGAUUAACCAGGAAAUUGACAUUGCCACGGGACCGUUAACUAUAACUGACAAACGCGAGGAGGAAGUUGAUUUCACCUUACCAAUUAGUGAGAGUCCAGUCCAGAUACUUGUCAAACACCCUAGUUACAUUUACAAUACUCACGAUUUUAGUUUUACAUUCCCGCUUGGCGUCGAAGUUUGGUGUGCAAAUCUCGUCGCUUUAUUCUUUGUAGCCGGUCUUCUAUGGAUCAUCAACCGAUCUAGUACAACAGAGUGGGCCGCUGUAGCACGAAGGGGUGAAGUUCAUCCAGUCAAUAAGGAUAAUUUUAAUUUUAAGAACGCUCUCUGGUUUGUAACGUCGAGUGCGUUUCUUCAAAGUUAUGAUGCGUCACCACGUUCGAACGCCGGUCGUAUCGGCGCUGCAGUGUGGUGGGUGUUUUCAUUAUUGAUGUUGUCUUCAUAUUGUUUAAAUCUCUCAAAUUACAUGAACGUUAAUAAGCAACAAGCGUUCUAUCGUACAUCACGUGACUUAUUGCAACAAACGGAGAUUGUUUACGGCUGCGUAAAAGACGGAUCUACGUAUUCAUUGCUUGAGGAUGCGAAACACGGGGACCUACGCUCUAUUUAUGAAUACAUGUUUACAAAUGUAUACGACCCGUACGUCAGUGAUAUUGGUACUGGUAUCGAACGCGUGCGCGAGAGCAAUGGAAAGUAUGCUUUUCUUGCUGAGUCAGCUUUAAUGUUAAAUGAAAUUACAGAGUCACCAUGUAAUGUAUACCUGGUACCAGAAGCGAUUGGUACAGUCAGGUACGGCUUAGCUGUCCAGCCAGGAUCACCACUUCGCGAUCAACUGUCGUACGCUAUUAAAGUACUAAAGGAGAAUGGCGUGUUAGAAGAACUUGACGCAAAAUGGAUGCGACCCCAAAGUGAAUGUGACAACUAUCUUAGUACCUGGAACAAACAAGGCUUGUAUUCACUAACAAUCGUAGACCUGAAGGGUAUCUAUUAUAUAUUACUCAUAGGAGUAGCGAUUUCGCUCCUGUUUUUCUUCUUGGAACUCAUGUGUUAUUUGCUGCUUCGUCCACGGCGCCGUUAUUCGCCAAUGAGAGAAACAAUGAGAGAAACACAUUAUUCAUUCGGUGUGCAGUUACAGCGCUCUAAAGAAAAUGUAAGCAAUGAAGAUGAGAGAGACCUUAAGGAAACUGCAGAACUUGACCCUACAACGACCUCCAGUACAAAACAGAAACAGUGGCUGUAAGUAGGGAAAACCUAUGACAGGCUAAUAGGCCUUACGGUAUUUUGUAAAAAAAAUAAAAUAAAAUCCAACUGCACAAAACGACUGUGACCCGUUUUGUGUGUUUGCCGCUAACGAAAACGGAUAUCUCAGAACAACAUACAGCGUGCAGUGACAGUACGUAUUGGAGAUAUAAUUUAAAACACAUUGUUUGGAAGCUAGACCUACUAUUCAGAAAGAAUUUGGACGACCAAUCACAUUGAAAAUUGUGCGUUAUAGUUUUUAAACAAUGGUUAAAAGUUAUAAAAAUAUAUGAAGUGAGCCCUCUAGGAUUAAGCAGACCACCACCAAACCGCCAAUUAUUCUAAUUUUUAAAUAAUAGAUUAUUAGGCUAGUCUGUUAUGUCUAUAAGAUAAUGAUUUAAUGAAUUGUUUAAAGAACAUCUGUUGAUAACGUAGACCUAGUUAUAGGCUGAUAUAUAAACUGUACAAGGCAUUGACUUAUCAGUUACCAGUAGCCUAUUAUGCAAUGAUUGAGGAUACGUUUUGUAAAAAAAUUUGUAGCGUUUCUGUCUUCCAUCAUUUUUGGACAUGCUUUUUUAUGUAGUUUUAUAUUUAAAAAAGUAUUUGAAUCAAUUAAAGUGAUGGAUAUAAUCGUAUUAUCGAUUCACAGAGAGAUUCGCCAACGUUUCAUAUUUUACAAGUAACUUAGCUAUGUCUGAGUAUUUUUUUUAAAUAGCGCCGCCUAUAUUUUGCUUGAAAUUAUAGCUUUUCUGUAACACAUCAUUUAUUGAUAUUUUGAAUUGUAGGAGCAUAAAUAAUGCAAGUGAGAUCAGAAAUGUACCGAAAUAUAUACAAUAAACAAAUUUCUGGUAAAA